This is a messenger RNA of Schistocerca serialis cubense, 1718 nucleotides long. RefSeq lists its product as uncharacterized. Gene Ontology annotation, molecular function: metal ion binding. Bases 86 to 556 code for a protein of 156 amino acids. NCBI's taxonomy places the organism in Eukaryota, Metazoa, Arthropoda, Insecta, Orthoptera, Acrididae. The record is from RefSeq and is a predicted model, not a curated record. The transcript has 3 exons.
CGUGUUAACCCGUCGAGUUCUCAGACUCCAAGACCGAUUCUCGUAGUAUGAUUGUGAGUGUGAAAAGUUAGUGUGAGAAAUUGUCAUGUAUCGUAGCUACCAUUCACACAGAAGCAAGAAGGUUAUAGCUGAUGGCAUUAUGACACCCAGACACUCAAAACGCGUGGCAAGAACUGUACCAAAGACAGUUGCAUUCAUUGAUCUCACAGACAGUCCUUCAAAAAUCAAUAAUUUUCCUACGACGUUUCGGAAUAAUGCUUCAUCUGAAGAAAAUGUGACUGAUGUGAAAAAGUGCUGUCUCCACCACAGUGAGUCCCAGACUGACAAAACAAAGCAGGGUGAAGAGAAGAAUAGCUUGGACGAUAGUGCAUGCCCAAUCUGCCUGGAGAAUUUGGAAUUCUUUUCACCAUCUCAAGGUCGUCAAGUAAUGUCAACACUUUGUGGCCAUCUGUUUUGUCAGAACUGUAUUACAAGUGUUCUAAAGAGCUCAAAGGAAUGUCCAACUUGCUGUCGGCGCUUGAAAUUGAGUGAUAUCCAUCCUAUUUUUAUACCAUAAAGAUUUAUAUGGAGAGGGGGGGGGGGGGAGGGAGAGAGAGAGAGAGAGAGAGAGAGAGAGAGAGAGAGAGAGAGAGAGAGAGAGAGAGAGUAUGAGUAUGAGUGAGUGAGUGUACGUGCAUCAUGCGCAGUGCCCUCACUAAAUGUGGGUAAACUCUUCACAACUGUCACUCGGCAGAGUAAACCUAUGUAGCAAAAUGAAGUAUGUAGUAAUAAAUGUAUAUGUGCGUUUUUUAAGUUGUUACUUGGAUGACUACAGGUUACUGUAAUAAAACUUUUUAAAAUUUUGAUAUUCAUGUCUGAAAAUAUUGUGUAAAUUUCACAGUUUAUAAAGAUGCUGCUUGCUGGUUGUUUGGUAGUGUACUGGGCACUCACUAUAUUUGUUUAUUUUUAAUCUACUGUGUUGUAACAUUUUCAGCUUCAUAGCCAUAAUGUAACUGCCUGCUGCUAUUCCUUUCAUUUAUCAUUUGUUGGGUUGUGAUAUGUCACUCUUACAUAAAUAAACUGCAAUUCCCAUAAGUUAGAGUAUGAAUUGUCACUUCCCAUUCAUCUGUUGUACAGUACCUUAUUUUAUUUUUCUCUUGUGCUGCUCUUUCUUGUUCAAUAACAUGUUAUGUAACAUGUUCCAAAUUAUAUUAUUAUAUGUAUUAUAGUCUUUUCAAGAGUUUGUUGCUAUCCUCUUAUCUUUUUUCCUCCUGUCAACUUGCGCUACUCUUUAUCUCUGGUGCACCAACUGUUAAUAAUGUUUUCUAAAAUCUUUUGUUUGGCCUGCUCAUACACUACUGAGGAAUGGUUCAGGAGUUUAAUCUCAAUGUGUUUAAAUCUUUAUUGUAUAUACCUUCAUAUUAGUGAGAGCUGCUAAUUGCAGAAUCAGCAUCCCGCUGUAAUGAGUGAGAUGUCGAGCUCAUAGAGUUUUGGUGUAAAGUUUUCUAGAAAAUAAAAAAAGAAAGCAUUGUAGUACAAAAGUGUGUGUUGAAGUGAUGUGAGAUUUGAAUUAUUAUUUACUGCUUUGUAUUACUAGUUAUCUAACCUCUACCCUGUGUUACUGAAGUAAUCCUUCACUACAUAAAAUGUAUCGGUUAAUGAGAACCGUUUUAACCAUAAUUUGAAAUAAGCUUGUUUUCGUACUCUCUUAAAGAACAAAAUAAAUCUGUGAUACUGAA